Parasteatoda tepidariorum (common house spider) is the source of this 1191-nucleotide messenger RNA. RefSeq names its product peroxisomal membrane protein 11C. Gene Ontology annotation, biological process: peroxisome fission. Gene Ontology annotation, cellular component: peroxisomal membrane. The record is from RefSeq and is a predicted model, not a curated record. Lineage: Eukaryota; Metazoa; Arthropoda; Arachnida; Araneae; Theridiidae.
CUGAUCUUUUAUCAAUAUAAUAAAAAAAAAAUACAUUUUAGUAUUUUUGUUCCUAUAUAGGUUUUUAUAAAUAUGGAGUGUCUAAAUAUUCUGUUAAAUGAUUAUGUCUCUCGAGAUGCAAUUAUUCGAACCUGUAGUUAUGCAUCCCUGCUAUUAAGUGAAUACUCAAGUAAAGAUACUUCAAGGAAGUUGAAAAUUAUAAGUACAGAACUAAGUUACUGUAGAUUACUAAAUCGCCUUUUUGAUGAUGUAUCGAUGCUAAAGUAUACACUUCAGUAUGGUUUAGGAUCAAAAGAGAAUGGCAAACUCUUACGCUUGAUUUCUGUUCUCUUGAAUAUUGUUGACCAACUCUAUUUCCCAGUGGAGCAUUUUGCUUGGGCUGCUGAUAAGAAAAUUAUUGCUGCUGAUAGUAGUAUUCUUUAUAACCUCUCUUCUGGUCUUUGGGCAUUAUCAUGUUACUUAAAUAUUCUGAGAUCGUUACUCACACUGAGUCGAUUAGAAUCUUGCAAGAAUUAUUCAGACAAUGAGCUUCUUAGUCAAGUCUCAAGGCAACAACUUGGUGAACUAUUGGUUGCUUUUCGAAGUUCAGCUGAUUUUGUUAUUGCUAUUAGCUAUCUACCUCCAGGUACUUUAAUGUGGGCUGGUAAAUUGUCAACAAAAAAGAUUGCAUGGUGUGGAUUGCUGUCGUCAAUUUUGCGCCUUGUUUUGUUUUUCAGAAAUAUGCCUUAAAAUAUUCUUCAUUUUAUUUGUCUAGAAAGGCUAUUUUCAAGAUAAAUGUAAUUGUUAUUUAAUUUGUGCAGUAAAAAAUUUCUUUAAUUUUAUUUAUUUUUCUAUUAUAUACAGUUGUUAAUAUUAUAAUAUAUUUAUGUAUAUCGGAAACUAAACAAAAUGGUAUGAUUCGGGGAAAAAAAGGGGGUUGUGUUUUUAUUUUUGUAUAAUAUUUAUUUGUACUUAUGAAAAUUAUAUAUAUAUUUGUGUUAAAAUUUAUUUUACUAUUGCAAUCGUUGAUACUGUUUAUUUAUUCAGAAAUGUGUGUAUCUUAAGUAUUUCAUUACAGAAAUUUCUAACUUAAUACUUAAAGUAGGGUAACACUGUCUGCAACAAAAUAAUUCGUCCUAUAAAUUUUUUUUGUUAUAGUUUUUUUUUUCAUGAGGUAUAUUUUGCAUUUUCAUUAACUAAAUAUAUUUUAUU